Episyrphus balteatus (marmalade hoverfly) is the source of this 642-nucleotide messenger RNA. RefSeq lists its product as uncharacterized. NCBI's taxonomy places the organism in Eukaryota, Metazoa, Arthropoda, Insecta, Diptera, Syrphidae. The transcript has 3 exons. The record is from RefSeq and is a predicted model, not a curated record. Bases 1 to 642 code for a protein of 213 amino acids.
AUGAACAUUCAGGCGGCAGUUAUUAAUGCAGGGAGCCCAGAAGGGAAACUAACCAAUGAACAGUGGUCACAAGUGGAGGUUAAGCUUCUCGAAUUCGUCAACGAAGAGAUACUUGCCUCCACAGGUUUCGUUCCAACCUUCGGGCCACUAUCGACAGUAAAAGGCUUCAAGGUUCUUGCCUGUUGCGGUGAACCUACCCUGAACUGGCUCAGAGAUAAAGUGGGCUGCAUGAAGGGGUUAUUGGACGGAGUUACGCUUAGCGUUGCUCUUAAAGAUGACCUCCCCACCAGACCCAAAGUCCGUAUUAACGUACCGGGCCCCAAUAUCGACGAGACCACCCUUGAAAGGUACCUAAGAGCACAAAACCCAAGCCUCCCCAGUGCAGACUGGAAGGUCAUGCAAAUGGAGGCACCUACGAAAUCAGGUCGGGAAGCAAUCAUCAUGCUCAACCAUGAAACCAUGGCUAUGCUACCAUCUUUAGACUUCCUUUUGAGAUUUGGCAUAAAUGCGGUAAAGACAUCGCCCUGGUGCAAGAGCCGUGGAUCAACAGCGGUAACAUCUGCGGACUUAAAUCCAAAGAUUUCAUUAUUUAUUGCAAAAAAGGGCCUACUGAAGCGCAGAUAUGACGACGGUCAAAUGUGA